GCCACAGCAGCGAUCAGUUUUGUCUGAGCCAUGAGCGAUUGUUUAGUUCAUAAAUUGCUGCUGCUCUUUCUGCUGCGAUUGGGGGUGGGAUCACCACAGGAGCUAAUUAGUUCCACAGGUAACUAUAUUUUGUCAGCACCUGCUAACAUCUAUUCGGGUCGUCCCUAUGGAGUUGUUGUGAGCACGUUCAAUUACAGAUUCCGUACCAUUUUCGAGGUUGUGCUAUCCGGCCCCAGCAUCAAUGUGAGCAUGCAAAUGCUAACGACUGGUAACUUUCCGUCCAGCAAGUAUACAUUUGAUAUUCCCGAAUUGGAGGAAGGACUUUAUUGGCUGAAGAUAAAGACCCUACGAGGAUUUCAGGUUGAGAACUCGACGCAAUUGACAUGGCGUAACUUUAAAGACUUCAUUAAAAUACAAACGCCUAAGUUGCUUUACCGACCAGGACAAUUGCUGCAGUUUCGUGUCUUCUUCCACAAUGAGACAAUGAAGCCAGUGAAGCCACGGUCCAAGGCGGCGAUAUGGAUUGAGGACGCCAAAGGGAUUCAUGUUAAAGUGUACAACAGUUUGACGGUCGUACAAGGCGUAUUUCAGUCGGAGCUACGUCUGAGCCUACGACCAAAUCUUGGCCGCUGGCGCAUCUGCGCUCAGAAUGGAGUUCGUUCCAAUGAGGAAUGCACCCAUAUACAAGUUAAUAAUUAUGAAUUACCGUAUUUUGAAUUAAAUUUGAGUGCGCCAGCCAACGUUAACAUAACAGACCAAAAGUUCGACGUAGCUGUAUGGGCACAAUAUAUUUCUGGUGGUCCCAUCGAGGGCAACCUAACUCUUCAAUUUGAAAGCUACACUGAAGGCGAGGUGGAACACACUCCGCAGACCGUUACGCUAGAAAGUGAACUUCAAAAUGGCAAGGCUACGGUCAAUGUUAAGCUAUCGCAGUUCCAUGCAAAGAAACUUUUUUAUAUACCGCUUCAGCUCACACUAACCGCAAAUGUUUCUGAGAAAUACACCCAUAGAAGAGUUUUUGCCACCACGAGGGUAACUGUGUGGGACCCAAAAUCAAAAGAAUCACCGCCCAUUAAACUUGUGCCCGAGACCCGUGCCAAAAAGCGUGUAAAUUUAGUACAAAUAGAGAAGUUCGGUACACCAUUAAAAAAUCCGGAGAAGAUCAUGUUUCAGCUUAACCGUACGCUCACAAAUGCCAUUUGUGUGGUCAUGUUUAACGGUCUCAUAUUGGGAUCGGAAUCAGUCUAUCCGGAUCAAUCGACUAACGAAUUUGAGAUCUUGAUACAAUUGACUACGAAAAUGUGGCCGCUUGUGCAUGUUAUUCUGUACAGCGUGGAUUCCAAUUCAAAUGUUUUAGUUAUGGCUCGGACAACUAUUACACCGGCUCGACCUGACCACGAACAUGUUGUCAUCGAAGCACCUACUGAAGUCUCGCCUGGCGAUGAGAUAACUUUGCGCAUAAAGUCAGCACCGAAUUCCUAUGUGGGACUUGCUGCUGUGGAUACCCGAGUUCUUAAACUCGGAGGGAACUUGUUUAAUGAUUUCUCAGAUAACUAUUUUGAUACUAUAAAAGCCUUUAUACAAGCGUCGGCAUCUGAUAUGAUACACACCGAAAAUCAUGCGGUCCAGAUGUCGGGCUUAAUUUUUUUGACCAAUGCAGCCAGCGUUUUAGAAAUGACAAAAGAUUCCAAGACUUCGCGACAAAAUCUAAGAGAUCGACUUUCUCGUGGAAAAAUAACUAUGCGGAACGAACUGGUAGACUUCGAUAAUAGGCAUAUGGAAGAUUAUAUAUGUUGCGAAAUACCAAUAGUCAGAGAAGAAUAUAACGAUGUGUGGAUAUUCAACAGCACACAGAGUAAAAUACGUAACUUGACAACUUGGAAGUUGCGUGUUCCCGAUGACAUGACUUAUUGGAGGCUGAGCGCAUUUGCUGUGGAUUCUAAUGUAGGACUAACCCUGCUAAAGCCCAAACCGUAUAUAAAUAUAAAGAGCAAAAAGCCCCUCUUCAUGUCUUUAAGUGUGCCCUAUAGCAUACAAGUCGAUGAAGUGCUGCAAUUAGUUCUGCACUGCUAUAAUAAUUAUGAGGAGAAACUAAAAGUAAGCUUUCAAGCUAUGCAAGAUGACAAACAGUAUCAGGUGCUUGACAACGAUGGAAAGCCUAUGCCUGAAGGGGCAAAGCAAGAAGUGGCUAUAUCGAGUUAUAAGACUGGAGUAGUGAAGUUCAAUCUGCGCGCCCUUCAGCCCGGCACAUUAAAUGUGACUAUUGAAGCGAUGUCUGAUGUUGGAACGGAUAGCAUAGUUCGUAAGAUCAAAGUACUAAAGGAUCCUCAACUGUUGUCAGGCCAGGUAAUGGCCUAUCAUAAACUGACGUUACGCACACCAAGAGCGGAAGGCACACUGGAAUUUCCGCACAAGCCAACAGAGGAAGGCAUCAAGUGUUUUGUGAGUAGUCAAUACGUUGCUGCAAUGCCGCACACCCUGAACUUCUUCGAUCCGUUGGAUAAUGGCGAACAAUUGAUCAGCAAAAUGAUGUCUAUCUAUUAUUUGUGGAAAUAUUUUUUUGAUGACAAAAACGUGUCUCAAAGCUAUAGGGAGUUUUUGGAGGAUCAGCUGACGAAUGGUUUUCAGUCGUUGAUGCGUCUACGCAGACGUGAUGGAGGAUAUCGUUACAAUUUUGGAAUCGAGCCUGAUUGCAGCUCAACCUGGUUAACUGCAUAUGCCGUGCAGUUGUUGUAUUUGCUGCAGAGCUCGUCAAUAUCUUUUGAAACUCGUUUGUUGAUGCAAUCUGAGAAAUUUCUGCUUCGUCGUAAAGGAGAAGCGGGAUAUUUUGAGGAGUCCUGCAUAACGCCAGGUCGGCGAAAUAUCAAACCAUUAGAGCUGAACAUUGAGAUACUUAAGGUUUUGCAAUUUUCGAAUAGUUUGCUAAAUCUCCAAAUUGCCCAAGACUGGGUUAACGCGCAAAUGAUAGCCGAACCAGACUACUAUAUGCUGGCCAAGCGCGGACUUGACACAACUGAAUGGAUAAGGCCGAAAACUGAGGCAAGUGACAACUGGAUACAACACAGACGUGAACUAGAAACAGCUGGGCGUAUAUUAUCAGAGUCAGUGCGUCGUAACCGUAGAGAACAACAGUCUGAUAUCUUCAACUGGCUGGUGGCUCAACUCUUCCAAAAUGUCAUAUACGAAAACUGCUAUGAGUGCUCUGUGGCUGAGCAGGCCCUCUACGAUUAUGUUCAGACACAGCCAAUAGAGACACCAAACUUAAAAGUACUGAUUUGGGAAGACCCAAAUAAAAAACUUAAGAUCAACAUCCAUGACAAAAAUCAAUGGCAGGAGAACCUAAUGCCGCUCAAGACACAAAGCCGAAACAUUAGCUUUAAAGCACUAGGUGUAGGACAAGUAUUUGUACGCUGCACAUAUGACUAUAAGCUGGACAAUCGGGAGGUGCAAAAACCAAAAGCUUUGCGUUAUUAUCUGUCUGUGCGUAUUACUAGAGAAGAACUGAUGAAAAUGCGAUUUUGUGCGCAGCGCUUCAGUCGGGAGCGUCAAGACUAUGUGGGCAGUAAUUUGGAGCUGCAGCUACCCUCAGGCUAUGAGAUGGACGAAGAACAUUUAACUCGAAACAUGUCCUCCAACGAAUUUCAAUUCAUCCCAUUGGAUAAGAAUACUAAACUUUUUGUGAUUCUGACGAAACUCGCAGUUGGAAAAGUAAUUUGCUUUUCAAUGCUUGCUAGGCUUGACCACAAGAUAGAAAAUCUGCAGAGCGGGCGGCUGACUGCGUACGAUAUCAAUUUGUGGGAAAAGCGUGAAGUGCUCCCCUACAAUUUUUCUCGUACUGCUGUAUUUUCCAAUCUCGCUAAUAAUAAUAAUAAUAAUAAUAGUAAUAAUAAACGAACGAGGAUUUUAAAUUAAUUAGGUUGCCUUCUCAUUAGCAACGUUACCGAGUUAGCUGACAAAACUUUGGCCCACACCGGUGCCCGAAGCAGGAGCUGGAGUUGUUUGUGUGCCGCCCACUCCGGCGGCUGCGAAUCUUCUCAGAGAAACCGAAAACGCACGUUGCGGCAGCUGCUUGUAAAGUUCAAAAGCUGCGAUGGGGUUGAGUGCGUUCCAGGAUUCCUGAUUUAAUG
Messenger RNA from Drosophila montana, 4127 nucleotides. Its product is annotated as CD109 antigen-like. Gene Ontology annotation, molecular function: endopeptidase inhibitor activity. The transcript has 8 exons. The record is from RefSeq and is a predicted model, not a curated record. NCBI's taxonomy places the organism in Eukaryota, Metazoa, Arthropoda, Insecta, Diptera, Drosophilidae. Gene Ontology annotation, cellular component: extracellular region. Bases 31 to 3912 code for a protein of 1293 amino acids.